AUGUCGAUUCUCCACAUCCCCGUCAACUCCAUCCGCCCUUCGGCUUCUACCACCCCCAAGCAACUGCGCUUCCUCGUCAUCGGUGCGGGUUCUCGCGGUAAUGCCUACGCUCGUGCCGUGACGACAGCUACACAGGGCACAAUCCACGCCGUCGCCGAGCCACACCCCUUCAAACGACGGGAGUUCGGCCGGAACUACAUCUGGGGACAGGGAUCGGCGAAGGAAGGCCAGGCAUUUGCCGACUGGCGCGAGUGGAUCCAAUGGGAAACCGAACGACGACGCACAGAUGAAGGCCCAAACAACAGCACGGGGAUACCAGCCUCAGGGGCCGUCGGAGUCGACGGUGUAUUCAUCUGCACACUAGACGAGACACACAUCGAGGUCAUCAAGGCCAUCGCACCGCUAAAUCUCCACAUCCUAUGCGAGAAGCCACUCGCUCUGUCACUGAACGACUGUCUGACCGUCUACCGCACCCUCCAACCACCCCAAGGCACUGACCAACGGCCACAAGCCCAGUCGAAGAUCUUCUCCAUCGGCCAUGUCCUCCGCUACAGCCCCCACAACAUCCUCCUUCGCAAACUCCUCCUCUCAGACCAAGUCAUCGGGGACAUAGUUUCAUUGGAGCACACCGAGCCCGUCGGCUGGUGGCACUUCUCCCAUAGCUACGUGCGCGGGAACUGGCGCCGCACAACACUCGCAGGCGACGGCUCCCUGUUGACAAAAUCAUGCCACGACAUCGAUUUCAUCCUGUGGCUCCUCUGCUCGCCGCCUUCGCUUGAGACUGCCGUGGAAGAGGGCCAUGAACCGCAUUUUCCGCGCAGUAUCUCGUCGGCGGGAUAUAUGACGCAGUUUAGACGAUCGAGGAAACCGGCCACGGCGGGGGAUGCUACAAAUUGUCUGUCUUGUCCUGCCGAGCGGGAGUGUAAUUAUAGUGCCCUGCGCAUCUAUAAUGAACGACAUCUGGCGAAGGGGAUUGCGGGUUGGCCGGUUGAUAUUGUUUGUCCUGAUAUCGAGGACGUAGUUCAGACGCAGGGUACUGCGGCGGCGGAGGAACAUUUGCUUGAGAAGCUGCGCGAGGAUUAUGAGGUCGGGAAGGAUUCGGAUUCGGAUAUUGCUUCGCGGCCUUGGUAUGGCCGGUGUGUUUACGAAGCGGAUAAUAAUGUCUGCGAUGAUCAGGUCGUUACUUUUGCUUGGGAUGAUGAGGAGAGUGAGCCGCGUCGGUUGGCGAAGACGGCUACGUUCCAUAUGAUAGCGCCAACGGAGAAGCAAUGUGAACGCCGUGGUCGUGUGUAUGGGACAAAGGGAGAGAUUGAAUACGAUAGUCGGACGAUCUCGAUCUAUGAUUUCGCUACGGCGAAGACGCAGGUGAUCGAUGUGCCGCCUCCGCCGCCAGAUCGGAAGGAGUCUCAUGGUGGUGGUGACUAUGGCUUGGCAAGACAGUAUGUCAGUGCUGUUGAUGCAGUGGUGAAUGGGGGGUUGGAUGUUGAGAGGGCGCAGGCGCGAUUUGUUGGAUGCACUUUGGAGGAAGCAGUUCGCAGCCAUGCGGUUGUCUUUGCCGCCGAAGAGGCGAGGCGCGAUGAGAGGGUUAUUAAGUGGAAAGAGUGGUGGGAUGAGAAGCUUAAGACUUCGGCUGCUGCUUGGGCUACGUGA
Messenger RNA from Penicillium atrosanguineum, 1650 nucleotides. Its product is annotated as Gfo/Idh/MocA family protein. Gene Ontology annotation, molecular function: nucleotide binding. The coding region runs from base 1 to 1650 and encodes 549 amino acids. The transcript is spliced from 2 exons. Lineage: Eukaryota; Fungi; Ascomycota; Eurotiomycetes; Eurotiales; Aspergillaceae. The record is from RefSeq and is a predicted model, not a curated record.